This is a messenger RNA of Drosophila bipectinata, 1134 nucleotides long. RefSeq names its product NAD(P)HX dehydratase (gene Naxd). The record is from RefSeq and is a predicted model, not a curated record. Gene Ontology annotation, molecular function: ATP-dependent NAD(P)H-hydrate dehydratase activity. NCBI's taxonomy places the organism in Eukaryota, Metazoa, Arthropoda, Insecta, Diptera, Drosophilidae. Gene Ontology annotation, biological process: metabolite repair.
AGCGGCGCCAGGUUGACGGUCAUGAUUCUAACAAGUAAUUGUUUUAUGUUAAAUGAACAUUUGUCAUUUAGACUAUGGCUUCAAAAAAAGAUAUACCCGUUAAUGUAUCUAAACUUUUGAAUUUGUUUCGGAGCUUGGUACCGAAACUUACAACCGAUAAGUGCAAAGGCCAAAAUGGGCGAAUUGGUGUUAUUGGAGGUUGCUUGGAGUAUACGGGUGCGCCAUAUUUUGCUGCAAUUUCUGCAAUGAAAGUAGGUGCUGACAUAUCGCAUGUUUUUUGUCACAACAAUGCAGCUACAGUUAUUAAAUCAUAUAGCCCAGAUUUAAUUGUUCACCCAGUUCUGGAUCGCUUAGACGCUGUUGAAAAAAUUGUUCCAUGGUUACAGGGAUUACAUGUAAUUGUUAUUGGUCCCGGCUUGGGACGGGAUCCGACCGUUCUAAAAACGACAAUCGAAUUAUUAAAAUACUGCGUGACAGUGCGAAAACCAGUCAUUAUUGAUGCUGAUGGGUUAUUUGUACUAAAAGAUAAUAUUAAUUUGAUACAUGGAAAGCAGAAUGUAAUAUUGACCCCAAACGCUGUAGAAUUCCAAAGACUGUUUGGAAAGGAUCCACAUUUAGUGAUGGAAGAAAUGUCGCUAUUGGGAGAAGGAGUAUUAGUGCUAGAAAAGGGCUUAACUGACAAACUGUAUAUUCCUCACACUAAAGAAAUUUACUCAAUGCCUAUUGGAGGAUCCGGUCGAAGGUGUGGAGGACAAGGGGACUUGCUUAGCGGAUCAAUAGCAACAUUUUUUUUUUGGACUUUGCAGUCAAACCAACAAAAUCCAGCAUACCUUGCUGCUUGUGCAUCGAGUCAUUUUAUAAAGAAAUUAAAUUUAGCUGCAUUUAACAAAUUAGGUAGGAGCAUGGUAGCAAGUGAUAUGAUAAAUGAAAUACCUACCGUUUUUCGCGAUAUCUUUGAAUAAUAACUAAAAUUGCAUUCAUUUUGUAUAUAAUUAUUUUAACAAUACCUUUAAGUUGUAAAGUUGCCAACAUGGAAGGAACCUCCUUGCAAAAAGUCCCAAUUGCGGCAUUUUUAACAUUUUUAAAGAUAGAAAAACAAGAAUUGGUACAUAUAUGUACCUACAAAAAUUAAGA